Molecule: messenger RNA, 2424 nt
Organism: Myripristis murdjan (pinecone soldierfish)
Lineage: Eukaryota; Metazoa; Chordata; Actinopteri; Holocentriformes; Holocentridae
Gene: lgals8b
Product: galectin 8b
Exons: 8
Coding region: 175-1065 (296 amino acids)
Cellular component (GO): cytoplasm
Molecular function (GO): carbohydrate binding
Source: RefSeq, a predicted model, not a curated record
UUUGCGCAUGCGCGAGGGUUUUGGGGCUGAUGGAGAGAAGAUGCCCACUGCCAUCGUCCCAGUAUAGCGGAUGAGCAUUAAAAAACCACGGAGAAAUUUGGGACCGCAGCCUCGACCAGUCUGUCUCCGCUCUGUGUCGCCGCAGCUGCAUGCUGUAGCGUCCCAAGAAGCCCGAUGUCUGUGGCAAAUGCGAAACACACGGUGCUUAAUCCGGUGAUCCCAUACACAGGGACCAUACCUGGAGGCCUGCACCCCGGGGAGAUCAUCAUCAUUCAGGGCACUGUUCCCCCAGAUGCUGACAGGUUCCACAUAGACCUGUCGAGUGGCUGCAGUACCAAGCCACGCUCCGACAUCGCCUUCCAUUUCAACCCUCGCUUCAGGGGCUCGCCCUGUGUGGUCUGCAACUCCCUGCAGCAGGAGAGCUGGGGCAAAGAGGAGACGCUCCACCAGCUGCCCUAUAAACAGGGAGCCCCCUUCGAGACCAUUGUCCUGGUGCAUGAAGACGUCUUCAAGGUUGCAGUAAAUGGCAGUCACUUGUUGGAAUACAAGCACAGAAUCCCAUUGGACAGGGUCGACACAUUUUCUAUUUCUGGGAAAGUCAGGGUGCACGCCAUUGGCUACAUUCCAAACUCAGCAAUAUAUUCAGAAUCAGGGGACUUGAACCUCCCUUACAAAGGCAGUAUACUCAAAGGGCUGAGCCCAGGACAGCACAUUACAAUCAAGGGACAAGUUAGCAUGUACCCUCACAGCUUCACAGUGAACCUCCGCAACAGCAGCACAGAGAACAUCGCCCUUCAUCUGAAUCCACGGAUGAAGUCAGGCAUGUUCAUCAGGAACUCCUACCUGAGUGAGUCCUGGGGCCGGGAGGAGCAAGAGCUGCCCUUCUUCCCCUUCUCGGCUGGGGAAUACUUUGAGAUCCUCAUCCUCUGCCAGUCCCACCAGUUCAAGCUGGCAGUGAAUGGCUCACACCUGUUUGAGUUCAGGCACCGGGUGCAGGACCUGAGCAGCAUCGACCAGCUGGAGAUCAUGGGAGACCUGGAGCUGAGGGACGUGAAACUGUGGUGAUGCUGCUCAUGGAAGCGAGGCUGGACUAGGCUAAUCCAGGCCUAGGAGGAGGAGGAGUCUGGGUUAUGGGUGGUAGGCUAGUCCAUUAUUGUGUUCUGGUUACUCAUGCUAAGUUAGCUUAGCUAAGGUGACCCAGACAAUGGAUGCUAAACAAGGCAAGCCCUAUACUGACUUCAGCACUGAACGCUAGGCCAGGUUAGUCUUACAGCAACCCAGAUCACUGAUUUCGGGCUAAUCUAGCAUUUCGGUGACCUAAGACCCGACAUGGCCAAGCUAUGUCAAGCUAUUUCCUAUCAUGGACAAAAUGGCCCUUUUCCAGGCCUGGCUUGAGGACUGAUGCAUGAGUUAGCUGUGUUGGGUUGGCAGGCUGUGUGCUCCUAUAUCUGAACAACCAUGACUGUUUACAGCAAUUAAUAAGUUAGGUUUGCCUUGGUUCUUUUCUCCGUCUGUCUCUAGAGCAACUCUUCUGUAAUACACCCUAUUUAGUGCACUGUACAAUGAAAACAGGAAUAAUACGUACAAGUUAUUGUGUGUUGUAGUACUGGCCUCGUUUAAAUGCCACAAAAUGUUCACAAAUACCAUUAACAGCCCUGAAAUUGAAAGGCUGCCUUCUGUUGGAGCUGGAUGGCAGAGCAAGGCCAAAGCAAGACUAAUUUCUUGUAUAACUAAUUUGAAAAGCUUCAAAACAUUUCCUAUUGCCAUUAUAAAACAAGCUGUCGUGUAUUUUCUAUUUUUUUAGAAAUCAAACCAUAUUUUUCAACUUAAGAUGAUUGCAGUCAUUUGAUCUAUAAAUUUUAUACAUCACAUUUUUAACUUAACAGGAGCAAACAUGACAGCAUUUUAUUUCAGGUUGGGUAAUUUUUCCAGGGUUAAUAACUGGAUUGUGAGUGUGCUAUCAAGACCUCAUUUCUCAGGAACAUUUCCAUUCCCCAGCCACCGAUGUAAAGUCUAGAUCAAGCAUAUGCUAGCUUCCCAUGUGCUUAAAAUAUGAACCACUCCAUCAUGUAAUGGUGCAACACAGUUCAAGCACAGUGCAGCACAGGGUCGGCUCAAAUCCUUUCCAACAAAGACGUAACAUUUUGCAACCUUUAUGCAAGCUAUAGCACUUAAGUUCUUAUCUUUUGAAAUGUCUUCAUGGUACAGUCCCACAUCAGUGAUCAUCUGUAGGCUCACAGCUCCCCACGCUCUGGUUCUGCCCUCAGUGGUGCAAUGAUGAAACCUGCUCUAAUCAAGAAUGGGAAAAAGUAAUCUUUCAGACUUGUAAAUUGCAAUGCCUGUUCUGUUUGUUGUAAAUUAAAUGAACGAAUAAUCUAUGUAUCAUAAAUGAUUUAAUAUCUAAUAAAUGUAUUGCUAUUAUCA